Tauraco erythrolophus (red-crested turaco) is the source of this 573-nucleotide messenger RNA. The record is from RefSeq and is a predicted model, not a curated record. Lineage: Eukaryota; Metazoa; Chordata; Aves; Musophagiformes; Musophagidae.
GCACAGAGACUGCUGGCGCGCCGGAGUCCACAGAAAUCCUUCUUUGAGACGCUCAUCAGGAGCCUGAUCAUCUUGUGCGUGGCGAUAGCGGUGGUCUUGUCGUCCAUCUCCGUCUGCGAUGGCCGCUGGCUCUUUGCGAGAGGGCAGCUCUUCGGACUGUGGCACUUCUGUACCGUUAGCAACGGCAGCGUCCUGAAGUGCGUCACUGACCUCAGCCUGGCCAAGGUGGAAGGGCUGAGCGUGGGGGUGAUUCCCAUCAGAAGCAUGGUGUCCUUUGCCGUUGUGGUUGCCAUAUUUGGCCUGGAGCUCCUGAUGGUGUCCCAAGUCUGCGAGGAUGCCAACGCGAGGCGGAAGUGGUCGAUGGGCUCGAUUCUCAUCAUUGGCUCGUUUUUGCUGUCGGCCACUGGGGUUCUGAGCUUCUCCAUCCUCGUGAAGGAUCAUCUCACCUUCACAGGCUUCACGCUGGCGUACUGGUGUGAGUUCAUCGCUGCCUUUCUCUUCUUCCUUAAUGGCAUCAGUGGACUUCACAUCAACAGCCUCACACACCCCAGGAACAGGGUAGGCAAAAUCUAG